GUUACUAUUCUCACACGUCGUCCAUUAUUCAUCCAACAAAUAUUAUUGCCGCCGCCGCCGUCUAGCAAAUCGCAAUUCGAAGACCGUGACCAGUCAACUGACCGCCAGCUACUGUUGCAUUUAACAACCACAAACAUAAACAAUGUCUGAAUUCAACAAAAAGGAAGUUGACAUCAUUUAUAAGAAUUUGGUGUCUCUAUGUAGUGAUGUUCAUAUCAAACGUAUAUCACAAGAAGACAUUAAUUUACUGACAAAAAAAACCAAAACGCCUGAACUGAGAACAUUUAUAGAAGAGAAAUGUCUCGAUUUAUCUUACUUAAAAAGAAAUAAAGUGGAAAAAAAGAUGAAGAAAAAUCACAACCUGCGCUCUUCUUUCCAUGUACCCUCGACAAGCCAUCAAAACAUGUCAAAAUCAAACACUUCACAGCCUACUGCCAAACAAUCAUUAGCCUAUAUAAAAUUAGAAAAUCAAUUUGGUAAUUCGACAGUACCUGCUUCGCCAACACAAUUUGAAUUUCAAGAAAAAAAUAAAACUGUAACUAAAAAAACAAAAAAGAUGAAAAAAAAUCACGAUCCGCCCUCUUCUUUCCAUGUACCCUCGACAAGCCAUCAAAACAUGUCAAAAUCAAACACUUCACAGCCUACUGCCAAACAAUCAUUAGCCUAUAUAAAAUUAGAAAAUCAAUUUGGUAAUUCGACAGUACCUGCUUCGCCAACACAAUUUGAAUUUCAAGAAAAAAAUAAAAAUGUAACUAAAAAAACAAAAAAGAUGAAAAAAAAUCACGAUCCGCCAUCUUCUUUCCAUGUACCCUCGACAAGCCAUCAAAACAUGUCAAAAUCAAACACUUCACAGCCUACUGCCAAACAAUCAUUAGCCUAUAUAAAAUUAGAAAAUCAAUUUGGUAAUUCGACAGUACCUGCUUCGCCAACACAAUUUGAAUUUCAAGAAAAAAAUAAAAAUGUAACUAAAAAAACAAAAAAGAUAAAAAAAAAUCACGAUCCGCCCUCUUCUUUCCAUGUACCCUCGACAAGCCAUCAAAACGUGCCUAAAUCAAACCCUACUGCCGAACAAUCAUUAGCCUAUAUAAAAUUAGAAAAUCAAUUUGGUAAUUCGACAGUACCUGCUUCGCCAACACAAUUUGAAUUUCAAGAAAAAAAUAAAACUGUAACUAAAAAAACAAAAAAGAUGAAAAAAAAUCACGAUCCGCCCUCUUCUUUCCAUGUACCCUCGACAAGCCAUCAAAACGUGCCUAAAUCAAACCCUACUGCCAAACAAUCAUUAGCCUAUAUAAAAUUAGAAAAUCAAUUUGAUAACUGGACGGUACCUUCUUCAUCAAUACCAAACAAGUUUCAAGAACAAAAUAAAAAAGCAGCUAAUAAAUCGAAUAGGAUAAAGGAGAAACUAGUUGAUAAUAAUACAUUAGAAAACGAAUUGCCUACCAACUCUGAAUUCAAUGAUAACUCUAAAAACUCAAAAGUCUCUACAGAAAAUUUGAUAGGAAAAAUUAAAGUACGAGAUCCAAAAACUUUAGUAGAACCUUCAUUAUACAGAAAAUAUAAAAUUUUUUUUCAUGUGCCUAAAACUAAUACAUAUACUACCAGAAAUAGAACAUCUUUAUCAAACUCCAAUCAAAAAAAAGAUUUAUCUUUACAUGAAAUUACAUAUUUAUUUGAAAAAUAUUUUACUAAGACUUUUCAAGAAACGAUAGUAGUAAUGGCGAAUAUUGUAAAUGUAAAUUUAUUAUGUGAAAACGAGCAAGUUCUUAGAUCAAAAAAGAACUCUAUAAAUGAUCAUCAUAAAUUUAUACUUGUGUCCAAGUUCCAAGAUAAUGUUAUGUCGAUUUUACUGAUGAUCGACGAUCCUGACAUUGACCGCAUCACACAGAUAUUGUUUAUGUGCAUGUUGAAUAUCAUUGCACAGUUACAUGUUUCGCAUUUGAAUUUUAAUAAUACCUUUAAAAAUCUUGUACAGUUCUUUAGUAAAAAUCUUCAACGAAGCGAGUCAAAAUUCCUUAAACUAAUCGAAUGCAUAGAAUCUAAAACAUUUCUAUCACAGUGUAAUGUAUUGAUUAAAUUAGUAGAAGUUGCUGGCCGUCACGAUCAUUUCAUGAAGAAUCGUAUGGCAAUAUUUUUCAUGCCUAAACAAAAUAUAAAUUAUUACCAAGCCAUAAUAAAUGCCGUAAUUCAAAAUUUGGAAGUAGAUUUUAUAACAUUGAUGAACGAAGCUACAUUAAAUUGCCGUAAUAGUUGCAAGUUUAAAGAUCCACAUGCUAUUUUUUUGAAAAAUGCAAAGUGCGCCAUUAAAAAUUCGCCAAUACUUUUAAGUACAAACAGAAACGGGGAUCAACAUGGAACAAUAACCACAUCUACCAACGCAAAUAACAAACCUACAAAUCAUAGAAGAUUGAUCGGGAAUAGUACUUCAGAAACGACUACUAAUACAAAUUUGGAAAUUAACUUAGGAAGCAGUAUUUCAAAUACUACUAGAAAUGCAUCUGAAUCAAUAGUUCCUUGUACUUCUAGUACAUCAAUGUACCGUGUAAAAGCACCUGAAAGGGCUACUACUAGUUAUUCUCCAGCACAAGUGGAUAAUAACAAAAAUACUAUUCCAGUGUAUCCUGAUCUAAAACCUAAUAAUACAACAGUUUUUUUAAAAAACACAAAGCAGCAACCACAAUUAAAUAUAAAUAUAACAAAUAAUACAUAUAAUACCAAUGUAACAAUGCCCAGCAAUGAGCAACCUCGGGUUUGUGAAGCAAAUGAUUGUUACAAUAUAGGAACAAUAGUAUGCCAAUUUUGUUAUUUAUCAAUAUACUGUAGCAAAGAAUGUCGGCGGAGACAUCGAGAAUUUGGAAGCCAUAAAUGUAAUAAAGCUAAUAAACCCAUUUAA
Rhopalosiphum padi (bird cherry-oat aphid) is the source of this 2890-nucleotide messenger RNA. RefSeq lists its product as uncharacterized. The transcript is spliced from 6 exons. The coding region runs from base 143 to 2890 and encodes 915 amino acids. The record is from RefSeq and is a predicted model, not a curated record. NCBI's taxonomy places the organism in Eukaryota, Metazoa, Arthropoda, Insecta, Hemiptera, Aphididae.